Ctenopharyngodon idella (grass carp) is the source of this 1222-nucleotide messenger RNA. RefSeq names its product SLAM family member 5-like. The coding region runs from base 167 to 1039 and encodes 290 amino acids. NCBI's taxonomy places the organism in Eukaryota, Metazoa, Chordata, Actinopteri, Cypriniformes, Xenocyprididae. The transcript is spliced from 7 exons. The record is from RefSeq and is a predicted model, not a curated record.
GUAUGGCAGCUUACAAUAAUACAGUCACCUUUUAUUUUAAUAUUUUAACUACAGCUUCAGUCUCGUACAAAUGCAUCUUAAAGCCACACACUGCUAGAACCGCACAACACAUUCCCUGAACACCUGACAGACCGGUUUACCAGCUGAAUGAAAGUGAAAUAAGACAAUGAGAUCGCUUUGGGACGUAUCGAAUCUUUUCGUCUGUUUACUAUCAAGUUUCAAUGCUGUAACGUCUGUCGUCUAUGUUGAGAAUGGGAAGAGUCUUACUUUAAAUCCAAAUAUUCAAGGAACGCCUGAAGACAUUUUGUGGACAUACAAUGGGAACAAGGUGGCUGAACAUGAUUUGACUGAAUUUCAAGAUUAUGGUCCAUUCAGAGGAAGAUCAGAGAUUGAAAUCUCUACUGGGCAGCUCACGGUUCGUCACAUGACCAGCAAUGACAGCGGUAUUUAUAGAUCUGUAAUACAGAUCAAUGGAAAGCUGCAAAAUUCUGAUAAUGAAGUUAAAGUUAUUGAUGCUGUGCAGGAGCCUAAUGUGACCUGUAAAUUGAACAAUAUUUCAAGAACACUGUCCUGUUCAGUGUCAUCUCAGUUUAAUGUAUCCUAUGAAUGGACUGGACCAGGUGCAGCACAGCAGUCCGGGCAAGAGCUUCAUAUCAGCAAGGAGGAGAAGCCUGAUUCAGUCUAUACAUGUACUGUGAAGAAUGAAGUGAGCCAGAAGAGCAGCAGCUUCACUGUGAAAGACUGUGACACAGAUGAACCACCAUCAGAACAGAAUAUCAUUCUACCAGUUAUAUUAGCCGCCAUCGCUACUGUUAUUCUGGGGAUCGUAGCUCCUGUUGCCAUUUAUUUCAUUCUACAAAAAAGAAAGAAGGAAGAUGAAAAGGGCACAAAAAAUAAUUUGAUGGAAAUGAGUGAACCAAAAAAAGAUUCAGAGCAGAGAAGAACAGACAAUGAGGAUAAACAGGAAAACGAAGAGCAAGAAGCGACUGAAAAUAUAAACAAAAGUGAAAUGGAUCCUUUAGUACACUCAGAUGCAUAGAUGAAAAGUGAUUCAGAAAAAGAGCAGGAAACUAGUGAAGAGCAAGCUCUAAAUGGACCAGCACAAGUCAGAUGUGAAGAGCCCAGCAGCAGGAACACUGAAAUAACUUAAACCCCUCAGGACCCAAAUAUCUUUUUAAAAUGUGGUUCUUUGUAAUUAAGCAAUAAAACAUUUUUCAGCUUU